Molecule: messenger RNA, 3720 nt
Organism: Dothidotthia symphoricarpi CBS 119687
Lineage: Eukaryota; Fungi; Ascomycota; Dothideomycetes; Pleosporales; Dothidotthiaceae
Exons: 3
Coding region: 230-3445 (1071 amino acids)
Molecular function (GO): GTPase activity; GTP binding; translation initiation factor activity
Source: RefSeq, a predicted model, not a curated record
GACAACUUGUGUGCGUUUGUCCGACAUCCACGACAUCCGUCACUUUCUUGCUGGAUCGAGGCCUUUGUUGGCUCAGCUUUGACUCACGCGGCUUUACUGGCUAGUUUCGCAUACUGCGCCUGCGACUGUUGACUCUUAUUCGGUCCAUUUCACUUGCACGACCCCGCCACUCCGUUCCUCCACACCCGGUAGAUUCAUAACAUCUCCGACGUAACACACGACAUUCACUAUGGGGCCAAAGAAAGGAAAGAAGAAGGUCCAGGACGACGACUGGGAGGCCGAGCUCGGCGAAUCCAUUGCGCCGCAAGAUGCCACUGCAGAGCCCGCGGCGGACGAAGCUGCUCCCGAAGAUGAAUCCAUGGGUGGCGGCCUCAUGGCUGCUCUCCAGCGACGUGGCAAGAAGAAGAACAAGAAGGGCGCGAACACUGAAGUAGAAGGCGAGGAUCCUCCGGUCGAGAACGCGGACUUGGACCUUGAGAGCAAGGCUCCACAAGAGGGCACCUUUGACGAUGAGGAUGAGGAUGUCUUUGCUGGCAACUACGGCAAGAAGAAGGGCAAGGGCGGUGCUGCUGCUGCGAAGGCGGAGGAACCCAAGGAAGAGCAGACAGACGAUGCGCCGCGGGUCAAGACCAAGGCGGAGAAGGAAAAGGAGAAGAAGGAGAAGGAGAAGCAGCGCAAGAAGGAGCUGGCUGCAAAGAAGAAGGGUAGUGCUCCUGCAAAGGCUGAGCCCGCCGCCGCAUCGACGCCUGCACCCGUUGCUGAAGCAUCAGCUCCUGCACCUGCUGAGCCUGCUGCAGGUGGCAAGAAGAAGAAGGUUAGCGCUGCCCUCGCUGCGCUCCAGAAACAACAAGAGGAGCGAAAGAAGAUGGAAGAGGAAGCAGCACGUCUCGCUGCUGAAGAGAGGGCUAAAAUCGAGGCUGAGGAGAGAGAGUUUGCCGAAGAAGCCAAGCGGAAAGAAGAAGCAAAGUCAUUGAAGAAGCAGAGAGAAAAGGAGAAGAUUGAGCAGAUGAAGAAAGAAGGCAAAUACCUGACCAAGGCCCAGAAAGAAGCAAAGGCAAAGAACGAACUCCGGCUGAAGCAACUCCUCGAGAGCGGUAACGCGACGGUUGCAGCGUUUGACGACGACGCCGAGGAGAAGAAGAAGCCAAAGUACGAUGAUCGCAAAAAGAGGAAGAAGCAGGCCCAGGAGCAGAAGGAGAAGGAGGCCCGCGAAGCUGAAGAAGCUGCAAAGAAACUCGAGGAGCUCAAGAUAUCUGAGCAAGCUGCUGCCCUCGCUGCCGAAGCAGAGAAAGCCAGGCUGAACGCUGAGGAGAAGAAGGGCGAGGGCGAAGUCUCUGGCGACGAUUGGGAAGCUCAGGCCGACGAUUUGGAGGGCGUCAAAGACAGCUGGGAUGUCGACACAGAUGAAGAGGAGGAGCGGAAAGCAUCGGAGAAAAAGGCGAAGGACACCAAAGCAGCAGAGGAGGCAGCAGCUGCUGCAGCCAAGGAUGAAGACGAGGACUCUGACUCUGACUCCGAGGACGACAGCGAAGACGAUUCUUCAGAGGACGAGCAGGGUACUGCUACACAGCGAGCUGAGGCUGCCCGCAAGGCUGCCGCUGCCGAGCGACGGAAGCAGGCCCACGAAGAAGCUAUGGCAGCACGUUCGAAAGACAAUCUGCGAUCUCCUAUUUGCUGUAUUCUUGGUCACGUCGAUACCGGCAAAACGAAGCUGCUCGACAAGAUCCGACAGACCAACGUGCAAGAAGGCGAAGCUGGAGGUAUCACGCAGCAGAUUGGUGCCACUUACUUCCCAGUCGAAGCUCUCCAGAAAAAGACUGCGGUUGUCAACCAGGACAACUCUUUCGUUUUCAACGUUCCUGGUCUUCUCAUCAUCGACACACCUGGUCACGAGUCCUUUACUAAUCUCCGAUCGCGAGGUUCGUCACUUUGCAACAUCGCUAUCUUGGUCAUCGAUAUCAUGCACGGCCUCGAGCCUCAAACUAUCGAGUCGAUGAAGCUGCUUCGAGACCGGAAGACGCCCUUCAUUGUCGCUCUCAACAAGAUCGAUCGUCUGUUUGGGUGGAAGAAGAUUGACAACAACGGCUUCGAGGACAGUUUCCAGCUUCAGAAGGCGGCAGUUCAGGCCGAAUUCGAGGAGCGAUGGACAUUUGUGCGUACCCAGCUGGCCGAGCAGGGAUUCAACUCGGAGUUGUUCCACAAGAACAAGAACAUGUCCAAGUAUGUCUCCGUAUGCCCGACGUCUGCGCAUACUGGUGAAGGUAUCCCAGACAUGAUCAAGCUCAUUGUCAAGCUUACCCAAGAACGCCUGACCAACAACCUCAUGUAUCUGUCUGAAGUCGAGUGCACGGUGCUUGAAGUCAAGGUCAUUGAAGGUCUCGGUACGACGAUCGAUGUCAUCCUCAACAACGGUGUUCUCCACGAAGGUGAUCGCAUAGUACUCUGCGGUAACCCGGAGCCCAUCGUAACCAAUAUCCGAGCACUUCUCACUCCCGCUGAGAUGAAGGAACUCCGAGUCAAGUCUCAGUACGUGCACAACAAGGAGGUCAAGGCAGCUAUGGGUAUCAAGAUCGCCGCCGACGGUCUGGACCACGCCAUCGCCGGUUCGCGAUUGCUAGUUGUUGGUCCCAACGACGAUGAGGAAGAUCUUAUGGAUGAAGUGAUGGGUGAUCUGGCACAUCUGCUGAGCAAGGUGUCCAAGACUGGCCGUGGUGUGUCGGUCCAGGCCUCGACACUCGGUUCUCUCGAAGCCUUGCUCGAGUUCCUGCGCGUCUCCAAGAUUCCUGUAUCCACCAUCUCCAUCGGCCCUGUUUUCAAGAAGGAUGUCCUGCGCGCAGGUGUCAUGCUGGAAAAAGCCAAGGAGUUUGCCGUCAUGUUGUGCUUCGAUGUCAAGGUCGACAAGGAUGCCAAGGCGUAUGCUGAGGAGAUUGGCGUCAAGAUCUUCGAAGCUGACAUUAUCUACCACUUGUUUGACAAGUUCACAGCGCACAUGAAGACGCUGGAGGAGCAGAGGAAGGAAGAGUCGAAGAUGUUGGCAGUGUUCCCCUGCAUUCUGCGGCCAGUCGCCGUCUUCAACAAGAAGGACCCCAUCGUCGUUGGUGUGGAUGUUGUCGAGGGCAACCUCAAAAUGACAACGCCCAUCUGCGCAAUCAAGAAGAACCCCGUCACCGGCGUCAAGGAGAUUGUCAAUCUCGGGAGAGUCACAUCCAUCGAACGCGACCACAAGCAAAUCCAAGUCUGCAAGCGCGGCCAACCCUCCGUCGCCGUCAAGAUCGAAGGCCCCAACCAGCCCAUGUACGGCCGCCACCUGGAAGAAAACGACACACUGUACUCGGCCAUCAGCAGGAAGAGCAUCGACACGCUCAAGGAGUUCUUCCGGAACGAUGUCAGCCAGGACGAGUGGAAGCUCAUCAUGGAGCUGAAGAAGCUGUUUGAUAUCGUUUGAGAGCGGGGGUGACUGUGUAUGUAUGUUUAGGGUGGGUGGGGGGUUGUUUUGGGGGCGUUCAAAGCAUGGUUUGGCGUUUGUUGGCGGGACUUUUACUCGGGUGGUGGGUGUAUGGAGAGACAAAAGUCGGUUUCGCGUAGGUUGGUAGACUGUAUGCAUUUUUGCCUUUACUUGAGAUUGAUCUAGUCUUCGGCUUUGUCAAACGCCUUGUUCCAUUCUAGUUUCUCAUCCUCCUUACAUCCGCCCGAGUUUACUAAGAGCAUCUCAUCACAACC